AAAAUUUAUAUACCGGCUAUUUCGCCAUCAUUUUCGCCAUCAUCUACAUUGAUUUUUGACAGAAGAUAAAAGGGACGCGGGUUUACUUUACAUAAAUCGGAGAAAUAAAUUGGGAAAAAAGUGUUUUAUCGACAUUCAGAGUGACCACAAAGCAGAAAAAUGGACGAUAAUAAUUCGCCAAUCCAGGACAGCAUUAAUUCGGAUCGUCAACGCGACCGUUCUCGACGGGGAGACAAGGGGACACGUUUCUCAGACGCAGUUGAUUCCGGCAACGAACGGGAUCGCAGCGUUAAUCGCGGCGUAAGCAAACGGAUUUAUGUGUCAAACAUCCCCUACGAAUAUAGGUGGCAAGAUCUGAAAGAUUUGUUUCGCCGGGUCGUCGGAACGGUCGAAUUUGUUGAACUGUUUGUCGAUGAGAGCAAUAAGCCGCGUGGAUGUGGUAUUGUCGAAUUCAAGGAUGCAGAAAAUGUGCAAAAAGCAUUGGAGAAAAUGAAUCGAUACGAACUGGGUGGACGGGAAAUUGUUGUUAAAGAAGAUCAUGGCGAAGAACGAGACAAAUACGGUCGUAUUGGUCGAAAAGGCGGUGAUGGUGGAGAUAGGGGAAGUAGUGGUCGUGGUGGUGGUGGCAGUGGAGGAGGUGGUGGUGGUGGAAGUGGAGGACGAUCAAGUGGAAAUAAUAAUUCUGGUAAUCGUGACCGUGGACGUGAUCGCAGUAACGACAAUUUCAUGAUGAGUCGCGGCGGAGGCGGUGGUAUCGGUGGCGGGGAUAACGGAGGCUUUAAUAAUUACAAUGAUAAUUAUAAUGACUCGUCUUCUUACAACACGUAUGGUUUGAGUGCGUCGUUUUUAAAUAGCCUUGGUAUACAAGGGCCUUUGCAUACCAAAGUGUUUGUCGCCAAUUUGGACUAUAAAGUUGAUGCUAAGAAAUUGAAGGAGGUCUUCAAACUAGCUGGUCGCUUGCACAAUGUUGACUUAGCUACCGAUAAAGAUGGUAACAGUCGUGGCUUUGCCGUCAUUGAAUUCGAUCAUCCAGUCGAAGCCGUUCAGGCAAUUUCGAUGUUUGACCGUCAAAACCUCUUCGAACGCCGUAUGACUGUGCGUUUGGAUCGAGUUCCAGAUAAAAACGAACAAAUGAAGCUUCCGGAAGGUCUGGGAGGUAUUGGCAUUGGACUUGGACAAAAUGGUGAACCGAUGCGUAACGUCGCAACAAAUUUCAUGCUAAUGCAACAAAAUAAACAGCAGCAGCAACAGGUCCAACAACAGCAACAACAACAAAACUCAUGUUUCGGCAAUAAUUCGAAUCCAGCACCGGUACCGGUUGCUCCGCCAAUGAACAACGGUUCGUCGAGUAUUUUGGGUGCGGUACCCAAUGCGAAUUUGUCGAGCAAUCUGGCUGCAGUUGUGGGCACAUUGGGACUCGGAGCCCUGUCUAACAAUCCUCUUCUGACUAAUGCUGCAGCAAGUCUUAACAAUUUGGGUCUGAAUAUCGGUGGCGGUAAUGAUCAAACGAGUGGUGGCGGCGGUUCAAACUACAACAGUCAACCACCAGCUUUCCAGUCACAAUCAGUGUUUCCUUCCAACUACAACACAAGUUCCAGAGGCUCCGAUUUCGAUAUGCAAGUUUCCAAUACGCGAAGCUACAACACGCAGAGCCAACAAGACUACAAUACCAAUCAGGGUGGACAAAUGGGUGGUCAGGUGGGUCUUGGCAAUCAGUUGGGAAGCGCUAAUCUCGGCAAUCAACUUGGUCAUCAGUUGAGCUCUGGAAUGGGAGUCGGAAAUCAAAUGAAUGUGGGCGGUCAAAUGGGUUCCGGUAAUCAAAUGGGUGGAAAUCAGAUGGGUGUGAACAGUAUUCGUGGAUCUGACACAAUUGUUGUUAGAAAUCUGCCAGCCAGUUGCACAUGGCAAACACUGCGUGACAAAUUCCGCGAUGUUGGCGAAGUUAAAUUUGCCGAGAUUCGUGGACAGGAUUGUGGAGUCGUUCGUUUCAGCAAGGAACGUGAAGCUGAAAUGGCUAUAAAACACAUGGAUGGUUCUCGUAUUGACGGACGACUGAUCGAUGUGUCAUUCUUCUAGAGACCUCGUCUUCCAUCGAUACAAAUUACAUAUUUUCAAUGAACUUUAAUCAAUUAAUCUGACAACGUUAAUAAGACCGUCAGCUGUAUUUUCUACAUCCCAUUUUAGACUCAAGUUUCCGACGAGACUCUGUAAUUACAUUUGAUGUGAAUGUAAUCAAAUAAAUAACUUAACGU
Messenger RNA from Bradysia coprophila, 2252 nucleotides. It is a transcript of the gene rump, whose product is annotated as heterogeneous nuclear ribonucleoprotein rumpelstiltskin. The record is from RefSeq and is a predicted model, not a curated record. Gene Ontology annotation, cellular component: nucleus; cytoplasm; ribonucleoprotein complex. NCBI's taxonomy places the organism in Eukaryota, Metazoa, Arthropoda, Insecta, Diptera, Sciaridae. Gene Ontology annotation, molecular function: mRNA binding.